Messenger RNA from Rotaria sp. Silwood1, 630 nucleotides. The record is from the annotation of a GenBank genome assembly. NCBI's taxonomy places the organism in Eukaryota, Metazoa, Rotifera, Eurotatoria, Philodinida, Philodinidae.
AUGAGCAAUCUUCUCCUUCGACAUGUCAAAUUAACUCAUCCUCAAGUAGCUUCGAUGUUACAAUAUCAAUGUCGUGUAGAUGCUUCAACAGCAUCAGUAGGAAGUAAAUCUGUUGUGCAACAAAGUCCAGUUAUAUUAGAUAAUACAAAACCACCUCCACCAUUAGAUGCUGAUCGUAUGCGUAUGCAUCCACGUAUUGGAAAUCGUGAAAUAGUUGGUUAUGGUUUAAAAGGAAAACCAGAAUAUUUUGAUUUAGUUAUGUUUCCUUGUCCAAGUAUUCGUUGGGAAGCUGAUACACCAGAAAUUGCUGAAUUAAGAAAAAAAGAAAAAGGUGAUUGGAAACAAUUAUCAGUUGAAGAAAAAAAACGACUUUAUCGAGCAAGUUUUCGUCAAACAUUCGAAGAAUUUACAGCUCCAACUGGUGUUUGGAAAUGGACCAUUGGAUGGACUUUAAUCACAUUAGCAGGUUUAAUUAUGGCAUAUGAUGGAUGGCGACGUGUUGCCUAUCGUUUUGAGAAACCAGAUAGUUUCAGUGACGAAAAAUUAAAGAGACAAUUACAAUAUCACAUCGCUGCUCGACAAGGUCCUAUGAGAGGCUUAUCAUCUAAAUGGGAUUAUGAAACUGGUUAG